CUGCUAGCCUAUUUGCAUUGACAGGAUACACCAUGCUGUUUUUCUACUCACCGUACGUCAUACAAACUUCUUCUAUUGAUAACAUAUGCUAUAAGACGGUGUUCUUUUUCGUGGUCUGCGCUGGCAUAAUCUUGAGGAUUUUAGCAGUUACUAGAGCAGAUAUGUUCCUGACCUCUUUGAAACUGAUAGAAGACAUCGACAUCCAUUUGAGGAAUAGAGGCAUCUCUGUAGACUGCAAGAGUUGCCGAUUUAUAUUUCUCUUGUACGCAUCAAUACCCUUUGGUUGUGUGGUAGUGUUCAUUUGCUAUUAUUUCUCGGACACAACAAGUGAAGAAGACAACAUCUAUGAAAUUGUACACAUGACCUUCAGCUUUGCAAUAUCUUAUGUAACUAUUGCAUCACAAGUGUUCUAUUUGGGAAUGGUUGCAAUUAUAUUAACGGACAGAAUGCAACAUUUGAGCUAUUAUCUAGACAAACUAAAUACCUUGGAGAAUACAAAGAUUAUAGAACAAGAGGUCAUAACAGUUUCACAGCUUCAUUUGAAAGUGUGUCAAUCUUGGAACUUUAGUUUAAAGGCACACGGCCUAUCUAUGGUGUGUAUUAUGCUAAUGGUAUAUGCAUACAGCCUCGUAGCAUUUUCUGUUGUUAUGGGAUUUAUCAUACCAAAACUGAGUAAAAUUUCCUUUUUACCAGCCUUAACAUUGUUGACAACGAUGCCUUAUAUUGUCAUGGUGUUUCAAAAGUUGCAAAAUAGUGCAGAUGAAUUCAAAUCACAUGUUGUUCAAUUGUGCUUGGCAAGAAAUGCUGAAAGGAAUGUUAACUUGACAUGUCGAACACUACUUCUUCAAAUCGAGCAUGUCGAUAUCGAUCUAUUGGUUUUUGGCAUCAUGAGAUUGGAUCCACAAUCAUACCUCGAGGGAUUGAAAUCAAUGUCUACAAUAAUUAUGUUCUUGGUGCAAAUAAAAAACACGUAAUAAUUUCAUAUUCAGCAAUACUUGAUAUUAAACAAACUACGGAAACACUCAUCAGAUUUUGAGAAGGGUUGCUUCUCCACUUUUUUUCGAUCCACACUACGUAUGUAUAUCGUUUUUUUAAGCUCACUCACAACUUUUUUGUUAUUGAUUAUCUGGUAAAUGCUCGAUUCUUCUUUCACAGGAAUUUCCUUUUAUAAUAGCCUGUGUAAAUGGGAUUUGCCACUACUUUUUCCAUUAAUCUUUUUAUUUCAUGUUGGUUGGUCAGAUUAGAAGAACCAACUUCUAUCUUAUGGAGUAUUCUCACUGAACAAUAAAACUUGUCCAAUAAAAUAAUAAUGAUCCACUGUUUUCUUUAUAAAUAUACCUAAAAUUUCUUUCCGGCCUUAAUUUUUCUAAAUCAAUUAAUUCGAAAUAAUCUAGUAGCCAUGAAAAUUUUGAGUUCAUACUUGUUUUUAAAAUGGAAAUGAUCUCGUUUAUUUCUAGAAAAAUCGAUUUAGGUAUUAUUGAUUUUUAAUUGAGUUCAAUCAAUUUAUGUCAUAAUUUGAAAAUUCUUAAUUUUCACUCGAUUCUGAAAUA
Harmonia axyridis is the source of this 1550-nucleotide messenger RNA. RefSeq lists its product as uncharacterized. The record is from RefSeq and is a predicted model, not a curated record. The coding region runs from base 33 to 974 and encodes 313 amino acids. The transcript is spliced from 5 exons. NCBI's taxonomy places the organism in Eukaryota, Metazoa, Arthropoda, Insecta, Coleoptera, Coccinellidae.